This is a messenger RNA of Rhopilema esculentum, 1413 nucleotides long. RefSeq lists its product as uncharacterized. The record is from RefSeq and is a predicted model, not a curated record. NCBI's taxonomy places the organism in Eukaryota, Metazoa, Cnidaria, Scyphozoa, Rhizostomeae, Rhizostomatidae.
AUGGCAUCAUGUGGAUAUCAUCUGUUCUGGCUUAUCCAAAUGGUGCUUCUCAGAUACACGGUUGCACAAACAGGAUCUCCUCGGCUCUCUUUUCAGAACAAGAUAAGCUAUCUGAAAGAUUUUUUGACAAGAGACUUCACCAGCUUUUGGUCGUAUAAAGAUCUUUACUUCAGCCCAAGUUCGAUCGGGGCGACUCCGCGACUUAUUCAGAGGUCUGUCGCCAACCUAGGUGAUGAAGUUCGGCUUAGAAGAUUGUUGCUCAAUGCCUUGAAGGGGGAAAAGGUCUGGAUGCCAAUUAUAGGAGGAUCUAUAUCUCGUGGUGCACCUUUUGCAGAAAAUGGACUAGGCCACCGAAUUUACUUUAACGCAGUUGCAAACUGGUGGAAUACCAUUUUUGAAGAUAUUACAGGAUCCAAGCUUGAGCCUCAAAACAUCGCUCUUGGUGGCGUCGGAUCGGACUAUUUCGCUUAUUGUCUCGAUCCUCAUUUGAACCAACAAUUUUCGCCUGAACUUAUCAUUUGGGAACUCUCAGCCAAUGACAAAGGUCGCUAUAAAGACAAACCAUUCCCUCCUGGCUGUCCUUUCGAGCAAUUGACUAGAAACAUUUUGCAGCGUUUCUCUAGGCCCGGUUUGCUAUUCAUCAACUUUUUCAGAGGUGCAGAUAUCGCUCAAGGCUACUGUAACAACUACGAAGACGAGGGUGGCCUCGAUGUGGCUGUUCAUUAUAACGUUACAUCACUGAGCUGGCGAGAUUUUAUUUGUGAUUAUAUCAAGCAAAACUCGGUCCAGUUUGGAAAAGAAAAAGCCUUUUCUACUGACUGCUUUCACCCUAGUAUCUUAGGACACGCUCAGAUGGCAUUUAUCGUCAUCAAUUACCUACGCAAUGCUUUUCUGCGAGCCCUUCGAGGCCCCGCGGGACAGGCAACCAAUGCAGAAAAUCUUUCCAGAGUACUUAACUUUGAAUUUUACAAUAUUCCUGGAGUUUUGUACCAGGAAACAUUAACUGAGAAGCCACUUUGCUUUACAUAUAUGAGACAUAACUCGUAUGAACCAAAUAACACUCUGACAGCGCGAGUUACACGUCAAGACAAUUUCAGGUACAAUAUAUACAAGCAAUUUAAAAUCAGGGCAGAUAAACUAUGCGGCAUGAAGACUGAUGUAGCUGAACAAUUGAUUCAAUUUGCAAUUUACCUGCCUCGCGCUUUCUCGCGUCUUGUUGUCGUUUCACACGCAGAUAGUGGUUCUGCGCAGGUUUGGGUGGACAAUCAGACUCCAAUAUGCAUUAGCACGGAUGACUACCAUAUGGGGACUUUGAUGGAAAUUGUCUCCACGAACCUCAAGCCUGGCAAACAUGUUAUUAAUGCCCUUUCGCUUAAAAAUGGAUUUGUCAUAAGUGCUAUUGCAGUGAUAUAG